Molecule: messenger RNA, 4921 nt
Organism: Beta vulgaris subsp. vulgaris (sugar beet)
Lineage: Eukaryota; Viridiplantae; Streptophyta; Magnoliopsida; Caryophyllales; Amaranthaceae
Product: BRCT domain-containing protein At4g02110
Exons: 10
Coding region: 209-4639 (1476 amino acids)
Source: RefSeq, a predicted model, not a curated record
AUUUCUCUCUUUUUUUUUUUUUUUUUCUCUUCCCCCGCCUUUAUUUUCCUCUUUUUAAUUCUCCCACCUCCCGCCACUAAAACCCCAAAAAAAUUCAAAAAAAAAAAAAACCCCAAAUGCAAAUCUUCUCUCACACACUUCUUCACUCUCUCUCCAUUUUCUCUAUCCUCUUUCCGCCAUUUUCAACACCUCGAAAACCUCUGUAAAAAUGAUGUACGGAUCUCCUGUUUUUUCCGGAAUUCGAUUCUUUCUUUCUGGAUUCAACUCUCAAAACUACCUCCAGGUUAAAUCGCAGCUUGUAAGUGAAGGAGGAGUUGUUCUUGAAGAGUACGGUACUGAUUGUACUCACGUUGUUGUCCACGACCUCGUAUAUGAUGAUCCUAUAUGUGUUACUGCGAGAAGGGACAAGAAGGUGCUUGUUACAGCUUUAUGGGUUGGUCAUAGUUUAGAUGCUGGAGCGCCAGUUGAUGCUGCCAAUAUCAUGUAUAGGCCACUGAAGGAGCUCACUGGAAUUCCGGGUGCUAACGAGCUUCUUAUCUGUUUGACUGGAUACCAAGGGGCGGAUAGGGAAGACAUCAUGAUGAUGGUGCGCUUAAUGGGAGCACAUUUUUCUAAACCACUGUUGGCGAACAAAGUGACUCAUCUUAUAUGCUAUAAGUUUGAAGGGGAAAAGUAUGAGCUGGCUAAGAAGAUGAAUUAUGCAAAACUCGUGAAUCAUCUAUGGUUAGAAGAUUGUCUGAAGGCUUGGAAAAUUCUUCCAGAGGAGUCCUAUAAUAUAAGUGGCUAUGAAUUGGAGAUGAUGGGAGCUGAGGCUAAAGAUAGUGAAGAUGAAACUGAGAAUUUUACUGGAAGAAACAUUAAUGGAAUCACUAAUCUGCCAAAUGAUAUGGGAGAAACCCAUAAUCAAUCGGUGGUGACAAGUAAAGUGUCAGUUCCUUCCACACAUCAAGGAUUCUCAAACAAUCUAAUUGUUAAUGAUGGAAAGUCGCUGCAGUCUGAUUUGUUGUUUGAGUCUGGAGAACGGGUUCAUAAAGGUCAGUAUCAGAUGGAUGCUAACUCUCAUAAUGCUGAUUUACAGAAUAUUGCAUUUCUUUCAUCUAAUCAGAUCGAAAAUGGCUAUCCAUCUACUUCUGGAAAGGCUGAGAUUUCAUGUGAUACUGACGCUGAGAAGUUCAAUAGCUUUAAAUCCUCAGGGAUGACUGAAAAGAAAAGUAGUUUUCAAUUGCAUAUCGGGGAGGGCUUUGGUGACACGAUUAAAGCAAGUCCUAAAAGACCACUUGAUUCUGAUACUGGAAACAGAAGUCCUUUGAACUCGAGAAAAACUCCGAGAUCUAGGACUCCCUUGCAAACUGCUGGAAAGUUUGGUAAGUCGGAUGAGAGGCCAGGAGAAAAGACAGCUAAAAAAAUAAUUGUUGAUGUGCCAACCUUCAACCUAGAAACAGAUUCGGAAGAAGCUGCUUUAGUGUCUCUUGAACUAUCAAGUUCCAAGAAAAUAACUGAAUCUGAUGCUGUCAAGCAUAGUACUUUGAAGUCAAAAAAAUACUUAAGAAGAUCUAGCCUCUCAACAUCAGCAGGAAAGUCGAGCGAUGCAGAUGGAAAACUGAAAAAGGGUUCAGCUGAGAAGGUUGUGGAUGUGUGCACCUCCAAUGUAGGACCAGACCAGGGAAAAGCUACUUCAGCAUGUGCGGCAUCAAGUGGAGAAGCUGGUAUAAUUGAUGGGGAAGUUCCAGGUGGUUUACUGCCACGAAAGAGGACUGCAGAUGGUUCAACUAUUUCUCACGCUACUCCCAAAUCUCAGAAGUUGGCUACUUCAGCUAGUGAAAAAGUUGACGCAGCAGAAGCUAGAACCCCAGUAGAUAGUGCUCUUGAAGAAAGAAAAAGUGAUGCUCUUAGUUCUGGCAACCAUAUAGGAGAUGAGUUUACCAGUCCGUCUGCUGGUAGGUCAUUUCCUAAUGUUUCAUCUGCCAAGUCCAAUGCAAAGAAUGUUGCUUCCUCUAGUUCAUUGGCUUUUGAGAUGCUGCAAGGCAGUAAGCCCCUAACCGCAGAUGUCCUAACCAGCCCUAUCCCUAACAGUGUUUCUACUUCACCGUGUGUUGGUAACAAAAAGGGGCAACCACAGAAUCUGCACCAAAAUGUUGCUGCUUCUCCUGGCACCAAUGACAUAGAGGCUGUAAAGUCUGGAAGUCCAAAGUUGAAAUCUGGUGAUCAAACUGGUAACUCCAUUGCAAAGCCAGCAAGGAAGAAAAUGGUGGCUCGGAAAACUUUGGGUUCUAGACCUAAGGUAAAUGCUCGAAAAAGUUCUGUCAGUGAAAAUCCCUUACAAGAUGAAACAGCCAUACAGUCAGUUGCUCAGCAAAAUAAAAAGGAGCUUACACCUUCACCUGAUACUGAUAAAGUUCUGGUGCCGCCUAUUACAGUAGAUGGGCCUGUUGGUUUCAGUUCUAAGCUUCACUUGGAGUUUGGUACUGAAAUUUUUGAUGGUGCUGAAGUUUCAGAUGAUUUAACCAAGGCUCCACCUAAACUAGACGUGCAUAGUAAGAAGCCUGUGAUAGCUGAACAGUCACAUAAAGUGGAGUCAAUAACAGGAGGGGCAUCGGGUGGGCUGCUUCAUCAAGCAGAUGGAGCUGAAGUUACUUCAGAUUCAGAUAAGACAAACGAGCAGGGAACUUUUGUGGUUGAAACUGUUGGUGUGAAGGGAAACUUGGUCCUACAGAAGAAAGGGAUUGCUGUUAAAGCUAAGAAAAAAAUUGCUGCAAAGGAAGCUGUAAAAAAUGCUGAUGAGAUUGAAGGUGGACAAGGCAGCAAUAGAGUGAAGAAACAAGUAGUUGGUGUUGCUGCAAAGAAAGGUCGUGGUACACUUUUGUUGGAAAAGUCAAAGCGGCCUGUUGAAGUAGGAAAAGAAAAUGAACUUGUUCGUAAUGACCGAGUUGAAUUGGGAAGUGAAAAUGAACUUGUUUGUAAUGAUCAACAUAUGAAUAAGGUUGUAAAACAUUCAGGGAAGUUAGCUUCGAAGAAAAGACGCGGAACUCUACUUUUAAACAAGUCAGAGGGUUCUGUUGAAGCAGAAACUGAAAAUGAGCAAGUUUUUGAUGGUGAUGGUCAGAAUAACGUGACAAGUUCCCUCGGGGAUCUGACUGCGACUUCCAACAUGGCACAGGAUGAUGAGGAAGCCAAAAACAAAAAUGACCCCUGUGUUCUUAAUGACCAAGGUACAAGUAAGGUGGUAAAAUGCCCUGGUAAGUUAACUGGGAAGAAAAGGCGUGGCACUCUAAUGUUAAAAAAGCCAGAUAGCCCGGAUGAAGCUGAAAAGGAAAUUGAGCCGGUAGUUGAUGGUAAACAAGACCAUGGGAAGCUGGCUGGUGUAUCUGGCAUCUCAGGGAGGUCCAAGGAAACCGAAAAAGAAAAUGAUAUCCCUAUUCUUGGUACUAAUCAAGGGAAAAUUAAGGGUGGCAAACAUGCUGGUAACUUAGCUGCGAAAAAGAGGCGUGGCACUCUAGUGUUAAGUAAGUCUGAGGCGCAGGUUGAUGAGGAAAAGAAAAUCAAGACGGUUUCUGAUAUUGAUGAAGAUAAGAGUAAAGGUGGAAUACUCACUGAGAAGCCGGCCAAGUCCAACCUGACUGCUAAUAGGAGUGAUGUAGCUAAUUCAAAUUCCUUAGACAUUCAAGAGGUGAAAAAACAACCAGCAUGCUUUUUACUUAGUGGGCAUAGAUUGCAGAGAAAGGAAUUCCAACAACUCAUUAAGCGUCUUAAAGGUAAAGUUUGCCGAGAUUCUCAUCAGUGGUCAUAUCAGGCUUCACAUUUCAUUGUUCCAGAUCCAAUUCGCAGAACAGAGAAGUUCUUUGCUGCUGCAGCAUCUGGGAGUUGGAUUUUAAAGACUGAUUACUUAACAGCGAGUAGUCAGGCUGGGAAGUUUUUGCCUGAGGAACCUUAUGAAUGGCAUAAGAAUGGCCUUAGUGAAGAUGGUGCUAUUAGUCUUGAGGCUCCAAGAAAGUGGCGCCUUCUGAGGGAGAGGACAGGUCAUGGUGCCUUCUAUGGCAUGCAAAUUGUUAUCUACGGAGAAUGCAUUGCUCCACCCUUGGAUACCUUAAAGCGCGUUGUGAAGGCUGGAGAUGGGACAAUCUUAGCAACUUCUCCACCUUACACCCGUUUUCUUGAAUCAAGGGUAGAUUUUGCGAUUGUUAGUCCUGGGAUGCCACGCGUUGAUAUAUGGAUUCAAGAAUUCCUCAGACACCAAAUUCCGUGUGUCUUGGCUGAUUACUUGGUGGAGUAUGUGUGCAAGCCCGGGUACCCUCUUGACAGACAUGUUCAAUACAACACCCACGAAUGGGCCACUAAGUCAUUCUCACAGCUCAUGAGCCUGUCAGAAGAGGUCAUAACUCAUGCUGCUCCAUCACCAGAUGACCAGGUUAGUGAUGAUCUAGCAUGUCAAGUUUGUGGCUCAACUGAUAGAGGGGAAGUAAUGUUAAUUUGUGGCAAUGAGACUGGUUCCAUUGGUUGUGGGACUGGAACUCACAUUGAUUGUUGCGAUCCUCCUCUCGAGGAUAUCCCAGAAGAAGACUGGUAUUGUCCCACGUGUACUAAAUCUGCCAAUAAACCGCCUGGGAGUAGCAAGAAUAAAAGAUCUUCAAGUAGAAAAUGAAGUGUUUGUAACUACAAUAUGGUCCAAAUCUACAUUUAAGUGUUAUGGGAACCGAUAGGGCAAAUCGUUGGGUCAUUUGGGACUCAGAACAUACUUAUAAAUUCCGAUUCCUUUUUCGUGUACAUUCCAUUAGUAUUGUAAAUUUUUGUAGGGAGAUGCUAAAACAUGAUCAUAAUUAAACGGCUCAAAGCUCAAUCUAAGUUACAUUUGUGUAUUAAUAACUAUCAUAAUGUUCUUGUAAUAUAUCAGGAUUGAACUUUUUGCAUGAGAAGGUUGGGUUAA